ACAGAACAUCUAAGGAUGAACAUUGCCGAUACCCACUGCAAGCAUAUUCUCUUUGGCUGUGAGGACGGUGAGAUCUAUGCACCCAUACUAAGAAGACUCCCGGAGACCCUUGGGAACCAGCGUCGCAUUACCUUGCUCCAUGGUACGCAGCCCGACAGAUGGCUUGCAGCGCUCGGUCUUGCUUGUACUCAGAUGCAGGACAUCUUUCGUAACACAAAAGUGGACACUCACAUGGUAGUCGGCCAUGUCCCCCAGGCAGAUUCUUUGCCAGCUCUUGCCAGAGGAGGUGUUUCACCUCCAUCGUCAUCGCCCACGACAUCGCGAUCUGGUUCACGCACGGCAAGCGGUAACUCACGCCCAGGCGUCCGGCAAAUCCAUAGUCGUCAGAUCUCGGAUAGCUCAGAUCAAUCAACCGAUGUGUUAGCAGUUCCGGGCACACCAAAGAUAGGCUCAUGGGCCAUGGCGGCAAAGAAGGGAGCGGCAGUCAAAGUGCCACCCAAAGACACGAUCAAAGAGAAAGAGCAAUUUCCGACCGACUACGUACCUCGUAACAAGGCAGGUCAACGAAUCGAUCCACCUACGCCGGAGUUUAAAAAGGACGAAGUCAACCGUCUGAAGAAGCUGAAGCUGUGCAACGCAUUCCAUCUCCGUCAUGGUUGUCCAUACCCCAAGGGCAAAUGUGAACACGAUCAUACAUACAAGUGUAACCCAAAGGAAGUCGAGACUUUGAAGCUUGUUGCACGUAUGUCGGCGUGUAUCCACGGUAGUGAGUGCUCAGAUGUUAGUUGCAUCUAUGGACACCGCUGCCCAUUUCCCGAGAGCAGAGAGGGCAGUAUGAGAGGAAGAGCUUGUAUCAACGGCGAGAAUUGCAGAUUCCCGGCAGAAAUGCACAACAUGGACUUGACUAUCGUCCGUCGUCUGAAGAUUACUUGAGAAACAGCGUGGGACCGGUUGAGCAACGGUAUCGACUGAACAGUGAAGGACCAGCUGUAUUGAUAGGGAAGACGUCAGAUAGCACAGAAUCAACACA
Aureobasidium subglaciale EXF-2481 is the source of this 1030-nucleotide messenger RNA. RefSeq lists its product as uncharacterized. The record is from RefSeq and is a predicted model, not a curated record. Lineage: Eukaryota; Fungi; Ascomycota; Dothideomycetes; Dothideales; Saccotheciaceae. The transcript has a single exon. The coding region runs from base 16 to 933 and encodes 305 amino acids.